AUGUCUCCCGUGAUCGUUGGGUUCGUGCGCCUACGCGAUUGGUUGUAUGGCGGGGAGUUCAAUGGAGAAGGCCUCGAUGUGGUCCAGAAUUGGAACACAUCGGAGGAGUUCUUGCAGGGAGCUGAGCAGGUCUACCGGCAUGCUCUCGGUGUGGCCUUGGCACCUCCGAGCUCAGAAGAAUCCGAUAUAGUUCUUGUGCACCGUGCACGCGAAUGGCUCCAGGACCAGCGAAAACUGCGCUGCCGUGAUUUUGCUGAUGCCGAGUCCUUCGAGCUCACUGAUGUGUCGAUGCGUUUCCAAAGCCUUCAAGGGCCAAAGAGUUUGGAGACGCUGCAAGAAAUUGAGCACAUCACAAGGUGGCAAGAGAAUCGUGAAAAGCUCAGAGCCCAAAUGGAGGAGGACUUGAUGAAAGGCUCCAGGUUGAAAUUGAGCUUCCUCGCAGUGGCAGAAGCACGCUAUUUUCCUGCGUCCAAGAUGGAGCGCCGUGCUGAUCGACUUCUCAUCGAGUCCGCUUUUGACCUGCGCACAGGCAUCGCGUCGGAGUUCACCGUAUCGGAACUGGAAAAUUUGUACCGCGAAGUCGCAGAGCGGUUUGAAGAUCUGGAGGAAUGA
Messenger RNA from Symbiodinium sp. CCMP2456, 612 nucleotides. The record is from the annotation of a GenBank genome assembly. Lineage: Eukaryota; Dinophyceae; Suessiales; Symbiodiniaceae.